Marmota monax (woodchuck) is the source of this 652-nucleotide messenger RNA. It is a transcript of the gene Nedd8, whose product is annotated as NEDD8 ubiquitin like modifier. Gene Ontology annotation, cellular component: cytoplasm; nucleus. Bases 140 to 385 code for a protein of 81 amino acids. Gene Ontology annotation, molecular function: ubiquitin protein ligase binding; protein tag activity. The transcript has 4 exons. NCBI's taxonomy places the organism in Eukaryota, Metazoa, Chordata, Mammalia, Rodentia, Sciuridae. Gene Ontology annotation, biological process: regulation of proteolysis; protein neddylation; modification-dependent protein catabolic process. The record is from RefSeq and is a predicted model, not a curated record.
AAACUGGGGGGGGGGUGUGGCCAGAGGGUGACCCGGAAGCAGAAGUGACUCCCACAAGCGGAGUGUUAGGAAGCGUCGGCGGCGACCGCAGCGGGAGAAGCAGCAAUUUAUCUGUUUGCAGCCACAAUCUGGGAAGAAGAUGCUAAUUAAAGUGAAGACGCUGACUGGAAAGGAAAUUGAGAUUGAUAUUGAACCCACAGACAAGGUGGAGCGAAUCAAGGAGCGUGUCGAAGAGAAAGAGGGAAUUCCCCCACAACAGCAGCGGCUCAUCUACAGUGGCAAACAGAUGAAUGAUGAGAAGACAGCAGCUGAUUACAAGAUUCUAGGUGGUUCAGUUCUCCACCUGGUGUUGGCUCUGAGAGGAGGAGAUAGUCUCAGGCAGUGACGGACCUUCCUUCCAGUUCACCUCCUUAUGCUGUUGUUCAUAAUGAGGCAUCAUAUAUCCUGUCACUCUCUGGGACACCAGAGCCACUCCCCCCUCCCCUGGAUGCCCAGUUUUGUGUGUGGUGGGAGAAUAUGAGGACCCCAGGAUGCAAUGUUCCUGGCCCAAAGGGCCCCUGCUGGCUAUUGGAUUUUAAUUUGCAGUCCUGUGUGCUUCCCUCUCUUAUGGCUGUGUCCCUAGUUGUCAAUAAAAUUUCCUGGCCUCCUGUAA